Messenger RNA from Ostreococcus tauri, 6630 nucleotides. Its product is annotated as Protein of unknown function DUF490. Gene Ontology annotation, biological process: protein secretion. Lineage: Eukaryota; Viridiplantae; Chlorophyta; Mamiellophyceae; Mamiellales; Bathycoccaceae. The record is from RefSeq and is a predicted model, not a curated record. The coding region runs from base 1 to 6630 and encodes 2209 amino acids. The transcript has a single exon. Gene Ontology annotation, cellular component: plasma membrane.
AUGCAUCGCGCGUCCUCGUCCGCGUCGACGAGCGACGGGCGAUGGACGCGCGCGGGCGCGGGGCGUCGAUCGCGGACGUUGUUUCCGUGCGGUGCUCGAUUGGACGGCGUGCGGUGCGUCUUGCGGAGACGGUCGGGGACGACGACGCGGGACGUCAGGCUGGACGUCGAGGCGGUCGGGGACGACGACGGACCGCGGUGGAUCGGAGAGGGCGCGGACGACGAUGGAUCGCGGGACGUCGGUGAGAGCGAUGCGGUGAACGACGCGGGGGCGGUUGGGACGCCGGGAUCGGAGACGACGGCGCGAGAGGUGAGCGCGGAGUCCGAACGCGACGGCGCGGCGGAGCGAUCGACGCGGGCGGGGAGCUCGAGGUCGAACUCGAGCGACGAAGUGAAUGGAUCGGCGAAGAUGAUCGUCGACGAUGGUGCUCGGGUGGACGUGAGCGUGGAUGAGGGCAGUGGCGUGAGUGGGACGGUGCGAUUGCGUCGCAAGUCGGAGCCCGAGCCGACGUACGUCACGGCUGGCGGGACGGUGCGGAAGAAAGUCGAUCCAAGUCGUGGGCUGGGUCCGAGGCGGUCGUACGCGCGAGAGGCCUUGCUCAAGGCUCGUCGGAACGCUGCGGAUGCGAUUGAUAAUCUGCGCACUAAUCGGCUUGAGGUGAGCGCGAGCGCGAAGGAUGGCAUCAGCGAAGAGGCGAGAAUCGCUGGCGAAGCGGUCGCCUUGGCGAAGGUCACCGCCGAGGCUUUGCGAGGGACGGGGCCAAUCACGAUGGAGGAGUGGAGCGCUGCGAUGUCCACCGCAUUAUCGGCGGUCUGGCGAGAGCUGUGGUAUCGCUGGAGCCAAAAAUUGAAACAGUCGGUGAAGUGGGCGUUGGCGCUCACAGCCGUGAUGUCCGCAGUGUUUCAUUACAUCGUCGGCCCAGCCGUCGUGAGUCCUAGACUGCCGUACAUCGGCGAGAUGGCGAGUUCGGUAGUCGGUCGCCCGGUGCGCGUCGGUCGGUGUAAGAGUUUGUCCUUCAUGGGCGCUCUGGGGUUUGGGAAAUUCCUCGAGGUUGGUCCGGUGGUUUUGGGUCCGUCGGAGACGGAGAAGAGCAUAGUCGAGGUGGAUUCAGUGAAGAUUUCUUACGAUGUCCUGCGCUCGAUUUUGAGACGCAAGCUAGUCACUGAGGUGAACCUAGAGGGCGUUAACGCGUCGCUUCGACAGGGUGAGAAUAACUCAUGGUUCGGCUAUCCCGAGGAUACAAAUCCGUUAAGCUCCAGGCCGACGUUACAGCUCGGAUCGAUUUCAAAGGCGGGCGUUAAAAAGCAGCAGAGCUUUGCACCCUCGGUAGAAUUGAGAGUCGUUCGUCUCGAUCGUGGGAACGCCAAGCUGAACUUACAAGGCGACCCAGAGCCGCGCAAAUUGAGAAACGUGCAAGGCAAGGCGGUGAUAAGUUCCGCCGGUAGAGUCGAAAUGGAUCUGGUGAUGAUACCGGAGACCAGGCAAACGCCUCCAACAAAACGACCAACGACCAUGCUUGCCAAAAAUCCAGUCAGGCACUUGCGGAAAGAGCAGACCCCUGCAGAGGUUAGAUCGCUAGAGACAGAAGUGCUACGAGGAACGAACGGCGGGCAGAUUCGUGCGUUUGCAACUUACACGCCAGCGCAACAGCGUGGCAGCCGGGCCAGGCAGGGAUAUGCCGAAUUGAAGGUUCGGGCGCAACUCAACAACACUAGCGCAGCGUUUCUUGAGCGCGUGAUACCGAAUGUUCCAAUCGACAUUCGAGGCGGUCGUUUGGACGGAGAGGUACGCUUGACGAGCAACAGCAAGUCAACGUGGAGUUUCCCUGAUUUUGGUGGUCAGUUGAAGGGGAAAAAUCUCUGGUUUCACUUUUUUGACUCGACGGAUGACUUCGCCGACACCGACGUCGAUUUAGUCUUUGAGGGUAAACGAAUGUACAUGCAUGGGGGCGAGGGAUACUUUGGACACGUUCCGUUGACGGUGACUGGAGAUCUCGAUUUGAAUUCCGCUGACGGCGAGUACCGCCUGAGUGCUCAAGUGAGCCCGGUUGAGGUACAUGAUUUGCGAGAAACUUUGGGAGUUCGCCCGAUUCCUCGACCAUUGGCCGGGAGUGUCAAAGGUUUCUUGUAUUGUUCGGGUCCGCUGGAGGCGCCCGUAUUCACAGGUCGAGCUGAGACCACGGUUCCAACGACAGGCAAUUUGAACAAAGAAAAGCCAGGAACGGAGAUGGCUUGGUCUGAGGAUGCGGUUAAGGCUGCCCAAAGUCAAGGUGCGGUUGCGGCGUACGAUCGUGUUCCGUUCAAAUCGGCGAACGCAGUCUUUACGGCGGACAUUAAGAAAGGAAUAUUUUCUUUACACAGUGCGGAAGCAAUUCCAGUUGACGGAGGUAAACUUCGCGCUUCUGGUCGCAUUUCAACCAAGCCAGACGCAUUGCAUGACCCUGAGGCGCUGGACGUGGAAGGUACGGGCGCGGAUCUAGAUGUUCUGAAACUUGCCAAACGACUCGUCUCACCCGGCACCGAAGAACCGCCCUGGCUCCAUCGACUGUGUCCAUCUUCACCGGUGAGUGUCUCGGGUACUUUUGUCGGCGCUCUCUCAGAGCCUGUUCUUAGCGCGAAUUGGACGGUUGAAGAAGAGGAAUACAAAGGUCAUUUGAUGAUGACGAGGGAGGGCGUGACGACAAAUCUCGAGACUCCUGUUCUUGAAAUGAAAGCGUCCGUCGCGACACAGUUUGCUCCUUUAGAAGUGCAACUGAAAGCGACGAGUGUUGAGGAGGCGAUUGCGUUAGGUAAGCCAAAGGUCACGGAUGCCGAGGCUGACUUCAAGCUCAACGGCGCGGAUGUUGCGACUUGGUUGAUAGCUGAGGAUGCGACCGACGCACCAGACCGUGUUCGCCUUCGCCUCGGAGGCCGCACACGACUGAAGGGUAAGUUUACUCAGCCGCGGAACGAAGACGACGAAGAAAUUGUGGGUAUGCUUCCGUCGUUCACCGGGCAACUUCAGUUGGAUAAUCUUCGAGUGAACAAGCUGGAGUUUGCCCCCAAAAUGACCGGCAAGUUGAAGGCGUCCGAAUCUGGACUCCAGUUGCAUGCGAAGAGCAGAUCCGAUGAGUACCUGGAAACUUCCAUCGACAACAACGGUAAAGCCAGCGUCAGCAUCCGUCGCAAUAAUCUUAAACUUUCGGGUGCCGUCGAUGAUUUCGCUGGAAGCUUGGAAGUUGCUGGACUCAUGCUCGAUGAUUUAGAAAUCGCUUCUCUGCGCGGAAAAGUUGAAGCCGCUACUGCCAAAAUUGACUUGCGCGAUCGUACGGGUACCGGCAUGCUUUCUCUGAAGCAACCACGUGUGAGCGGUAUCUCUGGUGAAUCGCUGAAAGCGAACGUUAGUUGGAAAGAUCGUAUCGUGAGUCUCGAGCGCGCGACGUUAAAGCAGUUGAAGUCAAAGUAUCAAGCUGAUGGCGACUACGCACUUCCCGACGAGGUUUGGAACGCGUUGCCAAGCAAGCGCGUUCCAGUCGAGGAAGAAAGCCCCAUCGUUGAAGAUAUUGUUCCGGUCACGGAUUCUAUGACGACGCCCACUGCGACGCAACAACCGGAAUUUGCGGCACAAACGCGAGACAUUGAAGUGGAUGCGGAGGAACCUCCGGUGCAAACCGACGCCGUCGAGAGCAAAUUCUUCAAACGACUUCGUCGACCCACGAUGAUUGAUAAAUUCACGCAGGGGACAAUUAUGAAGAUCAAGCGUCUCAUUUCAAAACAGCCUCCUAAGGUUGAAACGGAGCUAACAUCGAACGUCCAGACAAGAGCUGGAACGAGACAAGUUGAAUUGCAGCAAACUGUUGAGUCUAUCGAGGAACAAAGACUCGAAAAAUCGCAACCUGCAGAUGAUAGAGUGGAACAAGUUACGUAUACCGUCGACGACGAAACGACGCUUGUCGACAAUGAUAGGAAUACAUCGGUUGAUGCGGAUGACCAACAAGACGCACCAACGACUGAUGCCCCCGCCGAUACGGUUCAAGAAGCAGCUGAAGAAGAAGCGAUGGAGACCUCCAAAGAUGUCUUGUCUGCUGAAAUCGCCGCGAUAGUUCAAGGAAUCGACGAUGAAAAAGUCAAGACAACAGCUGCGGGGAAAGCAUUUAAAUCUGUGUUCCGCACGGCUCGAAACGUCGUCACGUCAAACAGAUUGAAGGAAAAGGAGGCACCGGAAGAGAAACCGCGCAUUGGAUUGGAAUCGUACGAAAAGGAGUUCGCUGCAGCCACUUCUGGUGCGUGGCGAUUCCGACUCGCGGUGCCGCAAGCGGACAUCGAAGAAAUGCUUCCAGUCGUACGAGUUCUCACGGAUCUUCGCAAGGGAGCGACUUUGGAGGAAUACGGCAGGGCGAAACAAGCUUUUCUGGCUGGCGUGGAAAACAUGGGGUACGCCUUUGUGGAUUUGGCACGGCAAGUUGAUGAAGUAUCGGCGGAAACUAAGGGCGACAUCGAGGGAGUAGACAAUAUUCCCAUCGAUGCUUUGGCGACAAAAGAGUCGGUAAAACAACUACCUGGCUUGCAAGACUUAAAAGGGGAAUGGCACGGCAUGAUUCAAGCCACGGGAGGUCACCAAGAGGUGCUUGAUUCGCAACCAACAGAGACUGUUCUCUUUGACGUCGCUGGUAGCGAUUGGCAGUGGGGGCAGUAUAAGGUCUCGCGAGUCGACGCACAGGGCGAGGCCAAUUCGAAAGAAGGGUUGAAAUUGAAAAACUUGGAAGUGUCUUCAGAUGCGGCGAGUCUGUCCGUUUCGGGUGCCAUAGGCGGUCCCAAGCAAGAUGCAACGUUCGCCGUCAGAGAUUUCCCAGCGCCACUGCUCGGCGCAUUUGUGGGACCGAUGCUUCCGGAGCAAGCUGUCGCCGAUUUCCCUCCGGUGAGCGGCGACUUACUUGUCCAGGGUCAUCUUGCCGGCUCUGUUACUGCACCGGAAGGCGAGUUCCUCAUGCGUCUCCGUGACGGCAAGAUCGGCAACGUCAAGCUGAAGACGGCUGAGCUUAACGCCGAACUAAAUGACGCAAGGCGUGCUGAGUUCGAGGGUGAAGCCAUGCCCGCCCAGGGCACCGGUGUCUUCCGAAUCGCCGGCGCAGUCCCGCUUCCUGAGGCCACCGAUCAGUCUUUGGCUGUCGAUUGGCGCGUGCGAGAGCAAGGCGUCACCCUGCUAACUGCGUUUGUUCCACAGAUCGCGGAAUGGCAGAGCGGCGCUGCCGAUUUAUCCUUACACGUCAGAGGCACUCCGACCGCGCCGGUGUAUGACGGCGUGAUGGAGAUCCGAAAGGCACGCGUGUUAUCGCCGUUGCUCGCGCGUCCGAUUUACCCGGCGAACGCGACUGUUCGUAUCCAGCGUAACACGUUGUACGUGGAUGACGUCGAGGCGAGGAGUGGUAAGGGCGUUCUGCGAAUGAAGGGAGCGAUGCCCAUACUCAAGCCCUCCCGUCCAGCGGGUGGUGAAACUUGGGAAGGUCUCGUCGCUCGAGCCGACACCCAAGGGGGCGUCAAGGUCUCGAUGGACGGACUCGACAUGCGAGUCAGGAACGUGUACAGCGGACAGCUGAACGCAAACAUGGUCGCUAAGGGAACUGUCUUGGCGCCCGAACUCAGUGGGGACGUUCGCUUUUCUAGAGGUACGGCACUCGUACAGCAGCAAGCACCCGUCGAAGGCGCACUGAACCAGGAAAGUGACAAGAGAGGAGUGCUCGCUGGGAUUUUAGAACGAGCUGCUCGUGCAAAUGACCCGAAUCACCGGGAUGGUUAUUCUUCCGAUUUGGAAAACGAAUUCAUGAGCGAGAAAAAUCUCGAGAAGCUGCAAAACUUCCGUUUACGAGGUCUUCAGAUCAAUGUUGGUCCCGAGAUUUCGGUGGUGUACCCUUUCGUCAUGAAUUUUGGUGUGAGCGGUGAAAUCACGCUCGACGGCGCUGUCGACGCAAACGCCAUCAAGCCGAACGGCUCGCUUUAUUUCGAUAGAGGUGACGUCAACUUGGUCGCCACGCAAGUCAGACUCGACCGAGACCAUCCGAACAGGGUCGUAUUCUCUCCGGACAAAGGUUUAGAUCCGUUCGUCGACAUGGCUUUCCUCGGCACGGAUCUUCGAGCACUUAUCCAAGGUCCGGCGUCACGAUGGACGGACAGCCUGACGCUCACCUCUUCAGCGCAGGUCACUCCGAGUGAGGGUGACACGAUUUCACCGAGCGAAGCGGCGCGGAUUUUCGAGAGUCAGCUCGUCGAGUCCUUGCUCGAGCAUGACGGCACCAUCGCCUUCAGUAACUUGGCGUCUUCAACAUUGGCGUCUCUCAUGCCAAAGAUAGAAGCGGGCGGUAACGUCGGGAGAGCUCGAUGGCGAUUGACCGCCGCACCGUCGCUGCCCGGUCUUCUGUCUCUCGACCCAGAUUUGGAUCCAUUCAGUAGCACUGGCUCUUUCACGCUCGGUUCUGAAGCCGAAAUUUCCUUUGGUGAUUCACUUCAAGCGACGCUUAGCCGCAACCUCGAUGCGGAAGAGAUGCGCACCGAAUUGUCGCUCGUUUAUAAGCUCACAAAGAAAUUACGGAUGCAGUUGAAGAGUCUCUCGGCGUCCGCCACGCGAGUCAUGUUUGAAUUCAGUACGAAAGAUUAG